AUGCCAGUCUGUGUUCAUAAAGGAUGCGAGCAAACUUAUAAUGAGGAGGAGAAUAAUGAUGAAGCAUGCCUUUAUCAUCCGAAACCUCCGAUUUUUCAUGAAGGAUUAAAGGGAUGGCAAUGUUGUAAACGCAGGGUUACCACAUUUGAAGAAUUUCAGAAUAUUCCGGGUUGUACUCGAGGUCGACAUUCUUCUGAAGUUCAAAAACCCCCAGAAACCGUAACGAACAAGAGCACAGAUCGAGACAUCGUUGCUCCUUCAAAUGCCCCGAAGGUCACCAGCGUUGAUGAAAAUGGCGUGGAAGUAUAUGGUACCGGCGCAAAAUACACACCACCAACAUCCACCUCAAUUCUGCCGCCUUCCGCAGCGGAAAAACCUGUACAACCGGUUGAAGAUCCUGAAGAUGAUCUUAGCAUUCCGGUCGCUCCUGGAACAAAGUGCAAAAGAAAAGCUUGCGAUGAGUCAUACGUGGACGAAGCAACUAACCGCGGCGAAGGCCCCAAGGCCAGAUGUAUAUAUCAUCCCGGGGUUCCGAUCUUUCACGAGGGUAGCAAAGGUUGGAGCUGCUGCUCUCGGAAAGUUUUGGAAUUCGAGGAGUUCCUAAAAAUCAAAGGUUGCAAGUCGGGGAAUCACCUAUUUGUUGGACCCAGUCAAAAUCAGGUUCGAUCAAUCAUAUUACAGACGUACAAAUAUUACCGGUUUUUGGAAAUUGAAGAGAUCGUAACGUGCCGGCACGACUGGUACCAGACUCCGGCCCAUGUCAUUAUGUCCAUAUUUCUAAAGAAGACUGAUAAACAAGUUUCCACUGUUGUCUUCAAGGAAAAGGAGUUGGUGGUUGACCUCAAGGCUACCGACGGUAAAAGAUUUGUGGAAACCUUUUCACUCUAUCAACCAAUUGACCCAGAAAACUCCAAAUAUGAGUUCCUUUCUACUAAAGUUGAGAUUAAAUUAAAAAAGGCUAAUGGCAUCUCGUGGCCGUCAUUAAGAUCUGGCGAGAACUACGGAUCCACAACUACUUUUGGAGUCCAAGGGGGUAAUGCUACAGUCGGUGGAAAGGAUUACACUCUUGCCACAGAUUCCCCAUUGUAUGCAAAUAAGCAAUAG
Messenger RNA from Acaulospora morrowiae, 1104 nucleotides. NCBI's taxonomy places the organism in Eukaryota, Fungi, Glomeromycota, Glomeromycetes, Diversisporales, Acaulosporaceae. The record is from the annotation of a GenBank genome assembly.